Molecule: messenger RNA, 279 nt
Organism: Dujonia railenensis
Lineage: Eukaryota; Fungi; Ascomycota; Pichiomycetes; Serinales; Debaryomycetaceae
Source: the annotation of a GenBank genome assembly
AUGGCUUCUAGACAAAUAUUUAACAUCUCUGCCUUCAGAACUGCUUCCAGAUGUUGGUUACCAGUGAACGCAAAGCAAGUCUCAGUCCCAGCUACUCUUCGUCACUUUUCUUCAAGACAAAGAUCUGUAAACUUUGCCAACGUGAGAGAAGUCAGCGUUGUCUCUAAUGACACUAUCUUGAUACAACAGAUAGAAGAGCACCCAGACACUGAAGGAUUCGAACCAACAGUUUUCUCAUCGGAAGAAGUGCACACUCCUGGUCCAGUGAACCGUGGCUAA